This is a messenger RNA of Rhopalosiphum padi (bird cherry-oat aphid), 1145 nucleotides long. RefSeq lists its product as uncharacterized. The record is from RefSeq and is a predicted model, not a curated record. Lineage: Eukaryota; Metazoa; Arthropoda; Insecta; Hemiptera; Aphididae. The transcript has 4 exons. Bases 252 to 1037 code for a protein of 261 amino acids.
UUGAUAAACUCAAAAACUAUAAACUAUAAUAUAUUAAUAGGUAUAAUUUUUUGUUUACAUUUAAAUCAUUAAUAGUAUUUAGUAUUUACUCAAGCACACUACGCAUUCAAUAGUUGGCGCACGAGGCACGACCAUAAAAAUACUCCCGAACGAUUUUUUACUAUCACACGGUGACCAACUACCAUACAAUACACACAUGUAACGGUAGUAAAACGUUCUGCACAGCAACCGGUACGUUAUGGCCUGGACCUAUGGGGGGCGACAGCACUAUAGUCACUACACAAGUACACAAUAAAACGCUGAUCAUGGCUAACCGGCAACCAUCAACCAUUAACCAGUGUAUAACACGUUUCUCUAUCGGCCAAUCCCUUUCGAGUAUUCAACCAGUCGCGCUGUAUGCCUAUACAUACCAUCAACGAUCAACCAAGGCCCAAGCUUCAAUGGAAUGGCAAGAUGAUGAAGUAAUAUUAUUAUUAGAUUUAUAUGGUAAAUUUAUUCAAGAAGUUGGCCAAGGUAAAAUGUUCAAAACUUUAGAAGAUUUGUGGAUAGCAGUGGGAUUAGAAAUAACUCAUUCGUACAGUGUCCUGAGAUCCUCACUAGAUUGCAAGAAUAAGUUUAAUUCCCUUAAAAUUUUAACAAUUACUUCUGAAUCAGAAAUUUUGACUAAGAAUUCCCAUCUUUUCACUAAUGGAUCAAAUUUUGAUCCAAUAUCUACUAAAAAAGUUGUAAAAGUUGAAAAGUGGAUUCAACUUCAAAUUCUGGAGGAGGAUGAUACAGCGGUUCUAGCUGAGGAAAUAUAUGUUUUACGAUUUCCAAAGGAUGAUAUUAUGGAGGAAGAAUAUGACCUCUGCAUUCAAGAUGAUGACAUCGAUCUUCGUAGUGAUGAAUUUUAUGUUUUUGACAAUCAGGAGAACGAUAUUGAAAAUGAGAACGUAUAUGAUUUCAGCAUUCAAGAGGACGUUGAGGAUUUAAUGUCAAAAUAUGAUCCUCGCUUGGUACAGGCAAUUUCUGUGUUAAUAGAAGAAUGUGAUGAGUAAACAUAUAUUUUAUUGUAUUUAAAAGUGUAGAAUUGUAUUUAAAAAUGUUUAUUUAUUUUGAUUAUUAAAACAGAAAAUGUCUUUAUUCAACAACUAUGUGUAAUCUAU